UUGAUCUUUUUCCUCUUUCUUUCUUCCUCAGCCGCGUGUUCUGCUCUUCUUCUUCUUCUCCCCUACAUCGAACGAGAGCCCCAAGCCCGACAGCACCCCCCCUUGAGAAACGGUGAGAAAAAGCUUGUGUUUUACCUUCCUUUUCUUGUUCAAGAACAAGAUUUAGGAGCUUGAAAUCUUUCCCCUCUGCAGAAAAUCCCAGAUUUGCUCUGCUCUGUUCCUUCCAUCUGCUGCUCUUGCUUUGUGGGUGUGAUUUUUCUCGUUUCUGUAGAUUUCCCGAAUUUCCCCCUGCACUUCUCGCUGGCCUUCCCCCAAACUGUAGCUCCGGUUUGCUUGCUGGAAAAUUCUGGUUCUUGAUUGUUCUGUCACCCUAGCACUUGGAGUGAGUUUUCUGUGUUAUGCGAUUGAGGUAAGUAAAUUAUGGUAAUGCCCUCCGAUUUGAAAGCACAUUUUAGCUUGUUUUUGAAAUGGUGGCGGGACUAAACCCGUUUUAUACAAGUAUGAUCGAUUUGAAAUGAAAUUAUUAUUCUUUUUAUUGAUUUGAGUAUGCCUUCUUGGAGUUUACUUAACUACCCUGAUGAUCUAGAAAUUAUUUGUGAAUUAUGAUUUUCCUAUUAACUUCUGCCUGGUUUUGUCUCCGAUAUGGUCAUGUUAUUCGUGUGCCCGCUAGUGAGAGGUUUAUAAACGCUAGCACAUGUCGACAUGUAUUUCUGUAGAGCUGGCUCCUCCUACUAGUGGGAGUUGUUAAACACUGGUGUUUUUGAAAUCCUGCUAAUGGGAUUAUACACUAGUAAAUCGUGUGCCUGCCAGUGGGAGGUUUAUAACACUAGCCAUGAGCUAUAGAGGAGAUGUCUAUUUCAUUUCUGUACUCGUAUAUGUUUUUCGUGAUUAUACUUGUUGGCAUGCUAUAAGUUUAAUUAAGGGCUAUCCAUAUUUACUUACUGCGUCAUCUCAUAGUUUUUCCUUGUCCACCAUUUUAGGAAGCGAAGUCAAGGACGAAGAAAAACGAGGGGAGUGACGAGUUAGAAGGCUAGUCAUCUUGUAAAUUGAAAAUAGAUUUUAGAUAUCAAUCAUGAUCUUCUAAGCUAGACUUUAUUUGGAGAUUUUAUGAUAUCAGAGCAAUUUUUAUAAUUUUGUCUUCAGUUUUUGUGGUAUCAGAUUGUGGUAUGAUAAAGUUCCGAGCCUUGUGCAUUUAUGGGACCCUCUCACAAGUAUACAGUGUCUGCCACGUCCUCAGAUUUGGGUUCUGGUGCGUGACAUAGAUUGUGCCAUAAGUUCUUGUUUAGAUGAAUAUGAGAAAAUAUAUCUUGUAGUGUUUUGAGUCAUCAAGACAUUCCGCUUAGUUGCUAUUCACAUAGCCUCAUAAGAGAUCAUCACUUACAAACUCAUAUCAAAUUCCAUAAUCAACAAUUCCAUUUACAUAUCUAAAAACUCUUUUAGCAGCAUUGAAAUGAGUUUGAGAUGGUAAAGUCAUGUAUCUUGAUAGCAAACUGGUAGCAAACAUAAGAUCAAGUCUUGUUGUUGUAAGAUAAAGCAAACUCCCUACC
Rubroshorea leprosula is the source of this 1547-nucleotide messenger RNA. Lineage: Eukaryota; Viridiplantae; Streptophyta; Magnoliopsida; Malvales; Dipterocarpaceae. The record is from the annotation of a GenBank genome assembly.